Messenger RNA from Schizophyllum commune H4-8, 766 nucleotides. RefSeq lists its product as uncharacterized. The transcript is spliced from 2 exons. Bases 202 to 618 code for a protein of 138 amino acids. Lineage: Eukaryota; Fungi; Basidiomycota; Agaricomycetes; Agaricales; Schizophyllaceae. The record is from RefSeq and is a predicted model, not a curated record.
GGAUGACACUGGUCGACACAUCCGUGUCUAUUGCCAGGGUCAGUUCCUCGACGUUCGGCACUUACGUUGGACUAAACCGCGCUCGUAGAGCACGAAUCCAUCGUGAUCCAAGAGUUCAUCUACAGCAGCGACAAGUGGUCCCGUGGAGCGGCCCUGCCUGCCGCCCUGAGUGGGACCGGCAUCGCCGCACUCGCCUACAAUAUGGACGGCUGGCGCUUCCGCGUGUACUACCAGACGGAGGACCUCAUCCUGCGCGAGCACUGCCUCAAUGUCGGUGAGAACGACGAUGCCUGGUUCGCUGGAAACCUCAACGUCGGCAAGGCUCCUGGACGGACGCAUAUCGGCGCGCUGUGCGAGACUUGGCGCGGCGUCACGCUGAACGUGUUCUGGAUCGACCUCGCGUCGCAGAUCACUCGCGCCGUGCAGGUCAACAACACCUGGCACAUCUCGACGGUCGUUGGGAAUCUGCCUCGUACCGCUCGUUUUGCGCCCUCUCAAUGGGCAGGCGGCAAGCACAUCCGCCUGUACUACCAGUCUGACAAGUACACCGUGCUGGAGAUGUGCAACGACGACGGCGGGUCGCGCUGGACGCCAGGCGGUCAGAUCGCGCAGGAGUAGUCUCUUUUUUCUGCUUUGUAUCACUGUCGAUGGUCGGUUAGCUUUUCUUGGGCGAUGUGAUUGUGUUCCGUCGCAUAUGGCAUUAGAAGUAAACUAGAUUGUACAGUAUCAUUUGUCUCUGGUAAUGCAUUAUCUGCUUCUCGAUAAA